AUGUGCGGGCUUCAAACACUAGGUCUGCAUUACAGACAAGUUCUCAAAAUCUCUGCCAAAACUAAUGUAGCACCCUGGCACAGCCGUCCCUAUAUUAUUAAUAGUAAAGUAUACCCUCGAAACGAAGCUACUGUAGAAGAGCACACAAUGGGUACUUCCUUGCCUCGAUAUCUCGACAUAAAGGUACACCAGGCAGUCCGCGAACGGGCUUACGAUGGAAUCACAGUAGUCGGGGCCUACAGUCGAUCAUAUCCUUCAACCAUCUUUCAGGGCGAAAAAACAGACAAACCUUUCAACUGGCAGCGACCCACCGCCAGAAUUGUCGACAAUCAUUUAUAUAUCGAGUGUUUUCCGGGAUACGAUUACGUGGAGCACUAUGCUGAGGUCAUCGCCAGCUUUCUCGGCAUUCAGCAGCGCCAAGGAGGCAUGUUGACACCUCCGUCUAAGGUGUCUUUCCAACCGGCCUCCUGCUCCGAUACGCAGAACGCGAUUAAGGCUACAAAUAUUCGAGAAUUCCCAAAGGGGAUUGAUACUAUUGUUCUGGGCAUGGUCCAUCGCCUGGAGCGACUCACUGGUUCCGUGGAUUGGGCUGGGGACGGCUGCUUUGCGUGGGCGGUGCGCCAAUUCAAUGGCCGUAAAGUGGCAUUCUUGGGGGUUCGACCCGCGUUUUGGGGCGAUAUCUCAGGAGAAGUCGUACAUUAUCUUGCAUCUCAGUGUGGUGUCCGUGAGGUCCUCUACCUUGGCAAGCUAGGAAGCGUCAAAAAGGGAAUAAAGCCAAACACUUGGCUGGCAACUGGAGGACUUUCGUACGUGCGUGGCCAAGCUGUGGAGUGGGAGAACGCCCUUGGAAAUUCAGUUGCCCGUCUGGCUCCAGCCUGUACACUUACAGGGAAUCACAUAACCUUGGGAAGUGUCCUACACGAGACGAGGAAUUGGCUCGCAGCAUUGCCGAGUUCUGUUGACUUUGUGGACCCCGAGGUGGGAAUGAUGGGCCAGGCAGCGGUCAGAAGUGGCACCCGGUUCGGGUACCUUCAUAUCAUCUCGGAUAAUUUGGCCGAGAAGUACAAGGAAGAUCUCUCAAAUGAGAGGAUGCGGAGCGUCCUAACAGGGAGGUCUAAGCUUUAUGAAGUCGUUCAGGAUGUUUUGGGGCACCAUCUCUCUCGGUCUUAG
Molecule: messenger RNA, 1170 nt
Organism: Trichoderma virens Gv29-8
Lineage: Eukaryota; Fungi; Ascomycota; Sordariomycetes; Hypocreales; Hypocreaceae
Exons: 1
Coding region: 1-1170 (389 amino acids)
Biological process (GO): nucleoside metabolic process
Molecular function (GO): catalytic activity
Source: RefSeq, a predicted model, not a curated record